CUUCUUUAUGCGGUUAAAAAAUGUAAUAAAAUGGAUGUGUUUGUAAAAAUGCGUUCAUUUCAAUAACAACUUUAACAUGAAACUUUACACGAUUUCUUUUAAACAUAUAAUAAUUUUAAGUUUGUUUGUUUUAUUAUUUAAAAUAAGUGAAUGUAGAACUAUCCCUAAAAAUUCUGAAAGUAUUGAUAAUUUUCAUAGUGAUGUCAUCGUGACAAAAUGGCCCACUUCAAAGACUCCAUUAACCAUUGACCAAACUCAUUCAGCUGACGAAGAAAAUAAACCUGGAUGGAUGCGUCAACAACUAAUGAAGUUUGGUAAUAUGGCGAGUCGAGUUGGCAACGCGAUGGGAUCUCAUGCCACCAAAAUCACGGCUGCUGUGGACAAAGUAUGCGAAAUUGUUAAAACUAUCAUUCCGCUAUUGGCUGCAGUUUGUCACGUGGGACAAUUUAAAUUUUGUGCUGCCACUAGUGGAAGCGAAAUUUCCGAUGCACUUAAUCCCAGUUCUCUUGAUUUAAACAUUCCAGACUGAGAUUGAAUUUUUAUAUUUUUAAAUUUGUUUAUAAUAUUAUAUUAUUAAUUACGGG
Messenger RNA from Brassicogethes aeneus, 584 nucleotides. NCBI's taxonomy places the organism in Eukaryota, Metazoa, Arthropoda, Insecta, Coleoptera, Nitidulidae. The record is from the annotation of a GenBank genome assembly.